This is a messenger RNA of Oncorhynchus nerka (sockeye salmon), 500 nucleotides long. RefSeq names its product CCR4-NOT transcription complex subunit 2-like. NCBI's taxonomy places the organism in Eukaryota, Metazoa, Chordata, Actinopteri, Salmoniformes, Salmonidae. The transcript has 2 exons. The annotation marks the transcript as partial. The record is from RefSeq and is a predicted model, not a curated record.
CCUCCUCUCCUCAACCCACUGGCUGGGAGGGCUCUCUAUGGUGAGACCCCCUCCUCUCCUCAACCCACUGGCUGGGAGGGCUCUCUAUGGUGAGAGUGUGUCCCAGUCUGUGAGAAAAUAAAACAUGUUUACCUUUGCCUCUGGGUUGCUGGGAUGCGAUGAUAUUGAUGGUUGUCUUCCGGAGAGAUAAGAUCUUCUCUGUCCCUGUAUUUACCUGAGCUACAGCCUGUCCAUCCUGUCCUCCUGUACUGCAGUUGGAAUGGUCACCAAACCCUCCAACGAACAGUCCCAAGACUUCUCCAUCCAUAACGAGGACUUCCCUGCACUGCCUGGUCCCAACUACAAGGACCCCACGUCCAACAACGACGACAGCAAAACGAAUCUAAACUCUUCAGGUAAGACUUCCAGCAGCACAGAUGGGCCCAAGUUCCCCGGGGACAAGAGCUCAACAGCCCAGAACAACAACCAGUUGAAGAAAGGCAUACAGGUGUUACCGGACG